UAAGACAACAUACUCCUCAUGUUCUGAGACCUGAACUUUUUUUGCUCUGAUUUCUGCGUGUUAACAGCUUCAUAGUUGACCCUCUGUGCCGAACGUUGUCCGAUGGCAGACGAGCCCUUGACAGCCUGGAGCAGCAGUCUCUUUGACUGCUUUGAGGAUGCCAGCACUUGCUGCUAUGGUUUCUGGUGCGCCCCCUGCCUUGCCUGCACAGUUUCAGGAAGAUUUGGAGAGAACAACUGCCUCCCGCUAUGCGACAUAUGUGGCCCCGCCAUAUCAGCAGUCUUUGGGAUACCGCUGUGUGUUCCUCCGGCAGUCUUGUCUAUGAGGGCUGCCAUGCGAAACAGAUUCAGGAUCAAGGGCUCUCUCUGUAAGGACAUUGCAGUUUCCUGUUUCUGCGUGUGGUGCUCCUGGUGUCAGAUGCAUCGCGAGCUAAAACAUCGCAGGAAAGUUCCCACCGUCAUCAAUGUGCAGUCUCAAACCAUUGUCAACAUGCAGCCUGCUCCAGUGAUGAUGAUGCCUGCAAACCCACAGCAGGUUUGUUUUACGAGCCAACCGGGGGUCGUCAUGUCACCCUGAGCUUUGUGGCUUCUCGUUGGUCUGCUGUGUCUUGUGAAGGAAAUGAGAUUCAGAUCACACUGCUGUUUGUUUUGUUAGACACAAAGAUUCUUAAUAAUCAUAAUAAUUAAGCUCUCAUUUGACUCUCAUCAAGACCUUUUCAGUAAUAUUAUCACUUGUACUUGUUUUUUAUGACUAUUGCAUCAUUGAUUUUAAAUUCAGUCUCAAGUUAUCCUCUUAAAACAAACAAAAAGACAAAAAAAAGUUAGACAUUUGAUCAAACCAGUAAAACUCAUUAUCAAACAUUUCCAGCUGCAUCAAUAAGAAAUAUUAAUAUUAUAUCAAGUUCCAAGCCACCUUUACUAAACUUGUCAUAACUGUAUAAAAUCUAAUUAAAGUCAUAAAAUCUAAAAAAAAAAAACUGUCAUGAUGUCAUGGUGAACAGAAUAUUAAAUUUGCAUUAAGUUUGUCUUAAUAUCUAUUUUAUAUUUUUUAGUUAAGUUUGUUUCUGUUAGAUUACUCGUAUGACCCACGAAAAAACGACUCUGUAUGAGAGAUUCUUCCAUACAGCCUGAUGUUCUUAUGAUUAUGAAGAGCUCAUGAGGAAAGGCUGAGGCUUGACUUGGCAAGAGCAUCUUAUUAAUAAGUCAUUCAUGCCUGCCAUGCAUUCACGCUGGGCUGAGCUGUCUCUUGUAAUGUACUCCAGCACAUCAUCAUGACAGAAAGACAAAAAGCUGGUUUAAUCACCUGCAUUCAAACACCUAGCUGGGCCAACAUUAAUCAUCUGCAUAGUAUGUUUAAUACUGCAACUCCAGGUGUGAGCCUUAUGUGGCGAAGGUCUGAACCACACCUAACAAAUCAGACAAAAGGAGCACACCAUGUUGUCGCAGGCCAAAAACCCAGUUUUUCCUGUCCACACUGCAGAAGCUUGACUAUCUCUCACCCUGCACAGAGUUUUCAAAAAGCUAAGUUUCCGAUUACCUACUGCUGUAUGUGUGGACUAGGCAGAGGAAAAGAGCAACAGGCCAGGUGGACGUCUUCUCCUAAAAGCAGAACUUCUUCACAUCUCUUCCAUUGAAUAAUGCUGUAAAAGGUCAUUUCCUUACUGGAUAAUAAAGCUGAACUAGAGAUUAUAUGGCUUUUGAUGUUGACUAACACCGAGACGAUUCAGGGACUCACUAGUCUUUAAAAAUGUGAGGGAGAGUCAGAAGGCUUUGCUGUCCUUUUUUCAUGUUUACUUACAAGCACUUGCAUCACUCAUUUCCACCUUUUACACAUUUUGUUGUUCUUGUCAUUAAUUUGUAUAAUUCAGAACUUGAGUCAAAUGUCUUCUCACCGUUUUCAAUCUGCAGGUUAUAUUUGUACAGACAGAAAGAAACCACAUGGACUACAUUUACAGAUCUGAUUUGUUUUGUGUUCAUAUAUAGUAAAUUGGUAUUUGCUGUCAAACAGUGUGUCCUAGUUUUCCAGAACAAAGUCAGCAAAUUGUGUGUAUUAAAGUCCCAAGACUC
Molecule: messenger RNA, 2066 nt
Organism: Chelmon rostratus (copperband butterflyfish)
Lineage: Eukaryota; Metazoa; Chordata; Actinopteri; Chaetodontiformes; Chaetodontidae
Product: cornifelin homolog B-like
Exons: 3
Coding region: 103-576 (157 amino acids)
Source: RefSeq, a predicted model, not a curated record